AUGGCGCCAAAAUUCUCAACUAAGGCUGCCAAGCCAGCGGGCAAGCCGGCUUCCAAACAACCCUCGGCAGACAAGACCAAGAGUUCGGGAGCUAAUGGCAUCUCGAAAACCAAGGCAGCCAAGUCCGAGCCAUCGACAGCUGCAAAGCGAGGAACCAAGCGAGCCAAGGACGAUGAAGAGGAAGAAGACGAGCUUCAGGAGGAUGGCGCCGAGGCUAAAGACGCUGCUGCUCCGCUGCCCGACUUGAAGAAGCGAAGUGCAAAGGCACGCGCUGGUUCAACUGAGCCUGCCAAUGAUAUCGACAUGGCCGACGGUACCGCUCGACCGACCAAGCGCAGUCGUCGCGCUCCGACCCCUGCCGGCCCGAUCAAUUCGGUACCACGACCUAUUCAACCCGUGCAUGCCGACGAUGUGGCCCAAGGCAUCGCUGUUGAAGUUACCACAGGAACUCUCACCACUGGUGGGAAAGGCGAUGUGCUGCCUCGCAAGCUCUUUGUCUGGGGCUCCGGCGACGCCGGUCAGUUUGGCGUCGGUCCUCCCGAAGAUGACAAGCCCAACAAGCUCAACAAACCCAAGCCCUUUGGCAACAAGGAAAUUUCGAUGCAAAUCGACGACGGCGAGUUUGGUGAAGGAGGUAUCGAGGUUAUCGUCGGCGGUGGCAUGCACUCGGUCAUUAUCGACAGCCUCGGCCGCAUCCUCACUUCAGGUGCUGAAGACUAUGGUACGCUCGGACGCAAGCACCGCGGCGACGCGGGCGAUGCGGAAGAGUCAUACUUCAAGUUCGCCCCCGUGGAAGGUCUCUCGCCCACCGGUCAAGGCAUCAACCCCAUCGAUGGAAAGCAGGGCACAGUGGAAAAGUAUCGUGCAACUCGGGUCGCCUCGGCGGAUGCCGCCGGUGCUGUGCUGGACGACCAGGGCCGUCUACGUUCGUGGGGCUACUUCAAGGACGGCGAGGGUCGUGUAUGCUUUGCGGACUCAGACGCACCAGGACGCAACAGGGAGCAGUGGUACCCGAUCGCAUUGCCGGGUAUCGAGAACGAGACGUUCGCCGCGGUGGCAGCAGGCGAGAACCACUUCCUCGCUCUCACACUUAAUGGGAAGGUGUACUCAUGGGGCACCAACACGUGCUACCAGCUCGGUCGCAGCUCCAACCCGCGCCGAGUAGCCCAGAAGUUUUCCAAGGGCGAGCCACCCAAGGAAUGCGACCUGACGCCUACGCCCAUGGUCGGCCUCGCAGAGUGCAAGCGCAUCUUUUGCGGUCUGACAAACGGCUUCGCCGUAGAGAAGAGCGGAAAGGUGGUCGGUUGGGGAUUGAACACCAAGGGCCAGACGGGUACCGGUCUGAAAGCAUCCAAGAUCGCUACCCCUCACGGCAUUGCUGCGCUGAGCCCGGUGCGUCACAACGGUGCCGAAGUGGUGCAGAUCGUCGGCGGCAACUUCCACACUGCUUUCCUUCUUUCCAACGGCGAGGUGUACAUCUGCGGCGACAGCGACGAGGGCAAGCUUGGUCUGCCAGCCAACCACCCGGCGCUCAAAGAUGCUACUGCAUCCAACCCUGUCGUGGUGCGCGAGCCUACGCUGGUGCCUUUCCCGUCGCCUCCUUCGUGGGUUACCGAAGCGUCAAAGACCGCGGAUGGCAAAACCAAGAUCGUCGCACUCAGUGCAGGUAUGCGCUUCACGCUGGCUUUGGCAGCUGACGGCACACUCUACUCGUGGGGCACGACGUCAGACGACGCUCUUGGUCACCCUGCUGAGGAGGUCGGCGGGAAUCAGAGCAAGGACACCCCGACGGCGAUUGCGAUGCCCGGCCAGCCCGGUGCUUGGCGCAUCAUGGCUGCAGCGACGGCGGGCCAGCACUCGCUGGCCAUCGCUGUCAAGCCACCUCAGGACGACUGA
This is a messenger RNA of Sporisorium graminicola, 1896 nucleotides long. RefSeq lists its product as uncharacterized. The coding region runs from base 1 to 1896 and encodes 631 amino acids. The transcript has 2 exons. Gene Ontology annotation, cellular component: cytoplasm. Gene Ontology annotation, molecular function: guanyl-nucleotide exchange factor activity. The record is from RefSeq and is a predicted model, not a curated record. NCBI's taxonomy places the organism in Eukaryota, Fungi, Basidiomycota, Ustilaginomycetes, Ustilaginales, Ustilaginaceae.